Strigops habroptila (Kakapo) is the source of this 3360-nucleotide messenger RNA. RefSeq names its product structural maintenance of chromosomes 1A (gene SMC1A). The transcript is spliced from 21 exons. NCBI's taxonomy places the organism in Eukaryota, Metazoa, Chordata, Aves, Psittaciformes, Psittacidae. Gene Ontology annotation, cellular component: membrane; voltage-gated calcium channel complex; nucleus. Gene Ontology annotation, biological process: calcium ion transmembrane transport; sister chromatid cohesion. The record is from RefSeq and is a predicted model, not a curated record. Bases 1 to 2883 code for a protein of 960 amino acids. Gene Ontology annotation, molecular function: ATP hydrolysis activity; protein binding; ATP binding.
AUGUCAGAGUCAGAAGAGAAUGGAGAGGGACCCCCCAAGGGGCUGCCGCCCUUCCCCGACGCCAUGGGCCAGCCCUUGGGGUGGCCGGUGGGUGAAGGCAACGGGGGUCCAGCGGGUGGAGGGACCCCCCCGGGUCACCGCCACCGGCGCCCCCCCCACCCCAAGCACAAGGGGCAAGGCUCCGGGGGGGUCCAUCGCUCCCCCCGUGCCCUCUUCUGCCUCCGCCUCAACAACCCCAUCCGCCGGGCGGCCAUCAGCAUCGUGGAGUGGAAGCCCUUUGACAUCCUCAUCCUCGCCACCAUCUUCGCCAACUGUGUGGCCCUGGGGGUCUACAUCCCCUUCCCUGAGGAUGACUCCAACGCUGCCAACCACAACCUGGAGCAGGUGGAGUACGUGUUCCUCAUCAUCUUCACGGUGGAGACCUUCCUGAAGAUCAUCGCCUACGGGCUGGUCCUGCACCCCAGCGCCUACAUCCGCAACGGCUGGAACCUGCUCGACUUCGUCAUUGUCAUCGUGGGGCAGUCCCUGGAGGAGCAGAAGCGCCUGGAGGGGGAGCUGACCGAGGAGGUGGAACUGGCCAAGCGCCGCAUCGAUGAGAUCAACAAGGAGCUCAACCAAGUGAUGGAGCAGUUGGGGGACGCCCGCAUCGACCGCCAGGAGAGCAGCCGCCAGCAGCGCAAGGCCGAGAUCAUGGACAGCAUCAAGCGCCUCUAUCCCGGCUCCGUGUACGGGCGCCUCAUUGACCUGUGCCAGCCCACCCAGAAGAAGUACCAGAUCGCUGUGACCAAGGUCCUUGGCAAGAACAUGGAUGCCAUCAUCGUGGAUUCCGAGAAGACGGGCCGGGAUUGCAUCCAGUACAUCAAGGAGCAGCGGGGGGAGCCCGAAACCUUCCUGCCCCUCGAUUACCUGGAGGUGAAACCCACAGACGAGAAGCUGCGGGAGCUGAAGGGGGCCAAGCUGGUGAUCGACGUGAUCCGCUACGAGCCCCCCCACAUCAAGAAGGCGCUUCAAUACGCCUGCGGCAACGCGCUGGUGUGCGACAACGUGGAGGACGCGCGGCGCAUCGCCUUCGGGGGCCACCAGCGCCACAAAACCGUGGCGCUGGAUGGGACCUUGUUCCAGAAAUCGGGGGUGAUCUCCGGGGGGGCCAGUGACCUGAAGGCCAAAGCGCGGCGCUGGGAUGAGAAGGCUGUGGAUAAGCUGAAGGAGAAGAAGGAGAGGCUGACGGAGGAGCUCAAGGAGCAGAUGAAGGCCAAGCGGAAGGAGGCUGAGCUGCGCCAGGUCCAAUCCCAAGCCCAUGGGCUCCAAAUGCGCCUCAAGUAUUCCCAAAGUGACCUGGAACAGACCAAAACCCGUCACCUCGCCCUCAACCUUCAGGAGAAGUCGAAACUUGAGAGCGAAUUGGCCAAUUUUGGGCCUCGCAUCAAUGAUAUCAAAAGGAUCAUCCAAGGCCGGGAGCGGGAGAUGAAGGACCUGAAAGAGAAGAUGAACCAGGUGGAGGACGAGGUCUUCGAGGAGUUUUGCCGUGAAAUUGGGGUCAGGAACAUUCGGGAGUUCGAGGAGGAGAAGGUCAAGAGGCAGAAUGAGAUCGCCAAGAAGAGGCUGGAGUUUGAGAACCAGAAGACCCGUCUGGGCAUCCAACUGGACUUUGAGCGCAACCAGUUGCGGGAGGACCAGGAGAAGGUGCUGAUGUGGGAGCAGAGCGUGCGCAAGGAUGAAGCUGAGAUCGAGAAGCUCAAGAAGGAGGAGCAGCGGCACAUGAAGAUCAUCGACGAGACGAUGGCGCAGCUCCAGGACCUCAAGAACCAGCAUCUGGCCAAGAAGUCGGAGGUGAACGACAAGAACCAUGAGAUGGACGAGAUCCGCAAGAAGCUGGGCGGGGCCAACAAGGAGAUGACCCACCUGCAGAAGGAGGUGACGGCCAUCGAGACGAAGCUGGAGCAGAAGCGCAGCGACCGCCACAACCUGCUGCAGGCCUGCAAGAUGCAGGACAUCAAACUGCCGCUCUCCAAGGGCACCAUGGACGACAUCAGCCAGGAGGAGGGUGGCCCGGCCGGGGAGGAGGCAGUGAGCAGCUCCCAGCGCUCAUCCAGCCUCUACGCCCGCGAGGCGCUGAUUGAGAUCGACUACAGCGACCUGCCCGAGGAGCUCAAGGAUGCGCAGGCAGAGGAGGAGAUCCGGCAGGAGAUGAACCAGCUCCAGCAGCGGCUGACGGAGCAGCAGAGCGUCCUCCAGCGCAUCGCUGCCCCCAACAUGAAGGCCAUGGAGAAGCUGGAGAGCGUCCGGGAUAAGUUCCAGGAGACCUCGGACGAGUUCGAGGCCGCCCGCAAGCGCGCCAAGAAGGCCAAGCAGGCGUUUGAGCAGAUGAAGAAGGAGCGUUUCGACCGUUUCACCGCCUGCUUCGAGGCCGUGGCCACCAACAUCGACGAGAUCUACAAAGCGCUGUCCCGCAACAGCAGCGCCCAGGCCUUCCUGGGCCCCGAGAACCCGGAGGAGCCGUACCUGGAUGGCAUCAACUACAACUGCGUGGCCCCCGGGAAGCGCUUCCGACCCAUGGACAACCUCUCGGGGGGGGAGAAGACGGUGGCUGCCCUCGCCCUGCUCUUUGCCAUCCAUAGCUACAAACCGGCCCCUUUCUUUGUGCUGGAUGAGAUCGACGCGGCGCUGGACAACACCAACAUCGGCAAGGUGGCAAACUACAUCAAGGAGCAAUCGGCUGCCAACUUCCAGGCCAUUGUCAUCUCCCUCAAGGAGGAGUUUUACACCAAAGCCCAAAGUCUCAUCGGAGUCUACCCCGAGCAAGGUGAUUGCGUCAUCAGCAAAGUGCUGACCUUUGACCUCACCAAGUACCCGGAUGCCAACCCCACCCCCAACGAGCAGUGACCCCCCCCUUGACCCCCUCCCCCUCCGGGACCCCCAUGGGUGCCCCCCCCCCAAUCCCCUGCAUACCCCAUGGGUGCCCCCCCCCCCCAAGCCUGGGACCCCAGGGGUGCCCCCCCCCCAUAAGCUUGGGUAUCCCAUGGGUGCCCCCCCCAAACACUUGGGUGCCCCCUCCAUAAACCUGGGUCCUUAUAGGUGCCCCCCCCCAUAAACUUGGGACACAAUGGGCGCCCUCCCCAUAAGCCUGGGUCCCUAUAGGUGCCCCCCCAGACUGCUGGGUGCCCCCCCCCACUGCAGGUAGAAUCAUGCUGUUGCUUUGACUGGACUCUAAGCGCCCCCCCCGGUCCUAUAUGACCCCCCUAUACCCUAUAUGACCCCCCCCUCCCAUAUUACCCCCCCCAUAUCCUCUAUGACCCCCCCCAUUUUAUGUCAUUUCUAUGGAUUAUGGUGAUGAUACAAUAAAGCAUUAUUGAUUCCCCC